Molecule: messenger RNA, 1788 nt
Organism: Ruditapes philippinarum (Manila clam)
Lineage: Eukaryota; Metazoa; Mollusca; Bivalvia; Venerida; Veneridae
Product: apolipoprotein(a)-like
Exons: 5
Coding region: 1-978 (325 amino acids)
Source: RefSeq, a predicted model, not a curated record
AUGCAAAAAUCGAGUGUCUAUGUUGCAUUGCUCAGUGUUUCUAUUUUGCUUAUUGGAAGCGGAAUUUUAGUGUAUCUACUGUCAAAUAAGAAUAACACAUGCCAAUGUAAUAUUCCAGACAGGUGUUUUAUUAAUGCGACGACAAAUUCCCUUGAGCAGACGACAAAUUCUCGUGAUCAGACAACAAAUUCUCAGAAUCUCACGUUACCUACUUUCACGACGAAUUUUCAAAAAAUCACUUCUGCUGUAACUACGCCGAAGGAAUCAGUGCAUGUUGGAACAAGUUUGGCGACAACUUCGUCUCCACUUAACACAACAACAGAAAUACCAGAUUGUCCUGAUAACUGGAUUUCAUAUGAAAAGUCAUGUUUUUUCAUCAGUAACCAAUCGGCGAGCUGGAUAGAUGCUAUGAUCCGAUGUCAAAAACUGAACGGUCAUCUUGUAGAAAUUACAUCUGCUGACGAAGAUCAGUUUCUGAAAUACCAUAUUGAAACACUUGACAGACAAAAUAGUAGAGAAUGCUUCAGUGCCUAUUCAAAACAAUAUAGUGGCACUACAACUACGACGUACGACGGACACACGUGCCAGCGAUGGGAUUCACAAACUCCCCACACACAUACACGAACUCAACCCAUCAGGUUUCCAGAGAGAUCUGUGACAGAUGCUGCCAACUAUUGUAGAGAUCCCGACGGCUUAGGGUUACCAUGGUGUUACACAACAGACCCCAAAAUUAGGUGGCAGUAUUGUGGCAUUUACGAGUGUCCGGGUGGGAACUACUGGGCCGGAAUGGUCAUGCUGGAAGAUGUCUGGAAAUGGAUCCACACGGAGACUGAACUUGAUCAAGGUUACACUAACUGGUAUCAUGACCUAAACUGGGAAUAUUGCGGGUCAUUGAUUUCGGAGGUAAACUAUCAAUGGAAGAGAAGCGAAUGUACACAUACGGCAAUGUACAUUUGCGAACAGACGAAAUAUACAUAAGAUAGUUGUCGUCUGUUUAUGAUGAACUCUUUGUGAAAUCAGACAUUGAAUGAACGCAGAACAAUUCAAUUCUAUUCUUGAUUCAUUGAAACAACAUUACAGCUAACUGCUGCCACCGUUCUUUGCCGUAAAAUGGUACUAUUUUACAACACACAAUAAUUCAUGAUCAUUUGAUAUAUUUUGUACAAACAUGAGUAUAAUAUUUGCUGUAUUUGCAUAUGCAUGAAGUUAAAAACAGCAUGAAAUCUCCAGUUCAAAUAGGGAUAAUAGAGUUAGAUUUAAUUUAUGUCUUGAUAAUAUUUAAAGAGACUUCGAGUAUUUAAAAAAAAUCUUCGUGAUUUGAUUUUGCAAAACUAGAAAUCUCUAGAAACUCUUCAGAAAAUGUGUGAUGACAUAUUCUGUUUAAAAUUCAAAAGUAGUGUAACUGUAAAUGUUGAUUUUUCUAGCGUCAUCAUAUUUUACUUUUGGGCAUACAUGGCCUGAUGUUGACCUACAUUAAUGUAAUAGCAAAACUGUAUUUUUGAUAAGUUUAUUUAUACUCACUCUUCGUCUAAAUUUAGUUGAGUUCUUUGCUUAUGAUUUUCAUGUUGGAGGGCUGAAAAAGAGAAUCUCAACUUAGCAUAGGAAAACUUUGCUACAUGUUCUCUAUCAAGAAUUUGGAGAGUCAUAAUUUUGUCAAAGUUCAGAAAUUAAUACUUUUAAGGGAAAGGAUGUUUAAGCUCAGUCGGUAAAGCCUCGAAACGGCUUUCCGAGGGCCCCGGGUUUGAGUCUCGGUCUCGGUCAGGGAACGUGUUACAUUAUCGCGUUUUC